This is a messenger RNA of Capsicum annuum, 2663 nucleotides long. RefSeq names its product probable CoA ligase CCL7. Gene Ontology annotation, molecular function: CoA-ligase activity. The record is from RefSeq and is a predicted model, not a curated record. The transcript has 6 exons. The coding region runs from base 791 to 2419 and encodes 542 amino acids. NCBI's taxonomy places the organism in Eukaryota, Viridiplantae, Streptophyta, Magnoliopsida, Solanales, Solanaceae.
AUCUUCUGCUAAGUCACUUCCACAUCAUUCCAAAUAUCAUUAUUUCUAAUCUUAUCUCAAUAUUAUAUUAAAUUUCUAUUAUUCUGUAAAAAAAAAAAAGAUUUUUCGAACCCAGAAUAAUCCGAAACCGCUACAAUCUAUGCCACAAACUUUUUCGUUAGAACCGUGGAUAAACCUUAGAAUCUUAGGAUAACUCGCAGUCAUUAGAACCGUAGGAUAAACUGCAAUCGCUACAGCUCCUGCCACAACCUUAUGUUCUUUUUAGAACUCCAGGAUAAUCCUUCGAGUCCCAGGAUAACUCAGAAUCGCUAAAACUCCACCCUUGAAAUCAUUAGAUAACUCACGAUCGCUAGAGCCCCAGGAUAACCCUUAGUAUUAAUGACGCUACAACCCACAACCUCUGCACAAAGUAAACACCACUGAGAAGAUAUUGAGAGAAAUCAAACCCAAAUUAUCAGUGUAAAUAAUCAUCCUCCAAACCAACUGAGCCAUCCCGAACGACAAGCUUAGAAAAGGACAAACAUUACUAAAUUAAGAAUCACAUGGUUUGGUUAUAGAAAAAGACAAAAACACUUGACUUUUUCUCUUCUAUCUAAAGUACAGUCCAACCACAACAAAUGUCAUCCUCUAUCUAAUCUUCCUAUUACACUCAUUUCUAUAAUCAUUGUCAUCUUCCUCAAUCUUUCUCUCAUUCAAUACCAAAGUACCAAGAAACUACAAACAAACAAAAAAAAAAAGAAAAAAAAAAUCAAUAAAAGCCGAAAGUAUAUAUAUUGAUUCUUGAUUUGCAAUGGAGAAAUCUGGUUAUGGCAAUGAUGGGAUAUACAGAUCUCUUAGACCACCUUUCUAUUACCCAAAACAUCAAAAUUUAUCAAUGAUAUCUUUUUUAUUCAGGAAUGUUUCAUCUUAUCCUGAUAAACCAGCACUUAUUGAUGCUGAUAAUGGUGAGACUUUGACUUUUUCUCAGUUCAGAUCUUCUGUAUCAAGAAUAUGUCAUGGACUUGUUAACCAAAUGGGGAUCAAGAAAGAUGAUGUCGUCUUGAUAUUCGCUCCGAAUUCGAUACAGUUCCCUUUGUGUUUCUUUGGUGUUAUUGGUUUAGGUGCAAUUGCUACUACUGUGAAUCCUAUGUAUACUGUUAAUGAAGUUACAAAGCAAGUGAAUGAUUGUAAACCAAAGGUUAUUAUUACUGUACCUGAAUUGUUAGAUAAGGUUUCUAAGUUUGGUUUGGACAUUUUGCUAAUAGGUAAGAAGGAAAAUUUGAAUUUGAGUGCGAAUUCACGUGUUGUAAUGUAUGAUGAGCUAGUUGGUAAAGCGGGGUACUUCGAUUUGGAUGGAACGGUGAUAAGGCAGAGUGAUACUGCUGCAUUGUUGUAUUCAUCGGGUACAACGGGGGUUAGUAAAGGCGUAGUGUUGACACAUAGGAACUUUAUAUCCGCGGGUUUAAUGGUAACUAGUGAUCAAGAAUUGGCUGGUGAAAUGCAUAAUGUGUUUUUGUGUGUGUUGCCUAUGUUUCAUGUGUUUGGUCUUGCGGUUAUUAUGUAUUCGCAGUUGCAGAGGGGUAAUGCUAUUGUGUCUAUGAGUAAAUUCGAUUUGGAAAUGGUUUUGAAGAAUGUUGACAAGUAUAGGGUGACGAAUUUGUGGAUUGUACCUCCGGUUGUUUUAGCGUUGGCUAAGAAUCCGGUGGUGAAGAAGUAUAAUCUAACGUCUUUGAAACAAAUUGGAUCCGGUGCUGCACCUUUAGGGAAGGAGUUGAUGGAGGAAUGCGCUAAGAACCUCCCUCAGACUGUUGUUAUGCAGGGAUAUGGUAUGACAGAAACCUGCGGGAUUGUUUCAGUGGAGAAUCAAUUUGCAGGUCCCAGACACACAGGAUCAGCGGGGACUCUAGUUCCGGGAGUUGAAGCUCAAAUAGUUAGCGUUGAUAAACCGAAGCCUCUUCCUCCUGGAAAGUUAGGGGAAAUAUGGGUGCGCGGUCCCAACAUGAUGAAAGGUUAUUUCAACAAUCCUCAGGCCACAAAGCUCACUAUAGAUAAUCAGGGCUGGGUUCAUACAGGAGAUCUUGGGUACUUUAAUGAGGAAGGAAUGCUUUAUGUCGUCGACAGGAUCAAAGAGCUCAUUAAGUACAAAGGUUUUCAGGUCGCACCAGCCGAGCUUGAAGGUCUACUUGUUUCUCAUCCUGAAAUAUUAGAUGCUGUUGUUAUCCCGUUUCCUGACGCUGAGGCUGGUGAGGUUCCAGUUGCAUAUGUUGUUCGCUCGCCUAAUAGCUCUCUCACUGAAGUAGAUGUUCAGAAGUUCAUCGCGGAUCAGGUUGCGCCUUUCAAAAGAUUGAAGAAGGUGACAUUCAUAAACAGUGUUCCAAAGUCGGUCUCCGGGAAGAUCUUAAGAAGAGAACUGAUCGAGAAGGUUCGUUCAAAACUCUAAGAUUUGUAUCCGGUACCUGUGCUGGUGAGAGCUAGCAAGUACCUACGAACUUAGUCGAGGUGCACACAGACUGGACCGAACGCCACAAUCAUAAAAAAGAACAAUAAGAUUUGCAUAGUUUGCUUAGUGAAUGUUAAAUGCACAUCCAUCUACUGCAUUAUUAUAACAGAAUUGUAUCAACAAUGUGAAAUUACAAGUGGCUUGCAUAAUAAAAGACUGUCCUGAGCCGAGGGUCUAUCGGAAA